Molecule: messenger RNA, 1446 nt
Organism: Achroia grisella
Lineage: Eukaryota; Metazoa; Arthropoda; Insecta; Lepidoptera; Pyralidae
Gene: Orco
Product: odorant receptor coreceptor
Exons: 10
Coding region: 1-1446 (481 amino acids)
Biological process (GO): sensory perception of smell; detection of chemical stimulus involved in sensory perception of smell
Cellular component (GO): plasma membrane
Molecular function (GO): olfactory receptor activity; odorant binding
Source: RefSeq, a predicted model, not a curated record
AUGAUGACCAAAGUGAAAACGCAGGGUCUUGUGACCGAUUUGAUGCCUAACAUCAAAUUGAUGCAGGCAGCCGGUCAUUUUCUAUUUAAUUAUCAUUCAGAUAACUCUGGCAUGUCCAUGCUUCUACGUAAAGUCUAUAGCAGCGUCCACGCUGUAUUGAUAGUCGUUAACUAUGUAUGUAUGGCAGUCAACAUGGCCCAAUACUCCGAUGAAGUCAAUGAGCUCACAGCCAACACCAUUACCGUUCUUUUCUUUGCCCAUUCUAUCAUUAAAUUGCUAUUCUUCGCUCUUAACUCGAAGAGUUUUUACAGAACCUUAGCAGUAUGGAACCAGUCAAAUAGUCAUCCUUUAUUCACGGAGUCGGAUGCCCGUUACCAUCAGCUUGCUCUAACUAAAAUGAGGAGGCUGCUCUACUGCAUCUGUGGCGUCACUGUCUUAGCUGUAGCUAGUUGGGUUACGAUAACGUUUUUCGGCGAAUCAGUGCGGUUCAUUGCUAACAAGGAGACCAAUGAGACUAUGACCGAACCUGCUCCAAGGCUGCCCCUCAAAGCUUGGUAUCCAUUUAAUGCCAUGGGUGGAACUAUGUAUAUAGUCGCUUUUGCUCUGCAGGUGUAUUGGCUACUUUUCUCAAUGGCCAUAGCCAAUUUAAUGGACGUAAUGUUUUGCUCCUGGCUCAUCUUCGCCUGUGAACAGCUUCAGCAUCUGAAGGCUAUUAUGAAACCGCUGAUGGAAUUGAGCGCAUCUUUGGACACAUACCGACCAAAUACUGCUGAAUUGUUUAGAGCUUCGUCUACAGGUUAUAACUUUAUUUUAACAGAGAAGUCUGAAAAGGUACCAGAACCUACAGACUUGGAUAUCCGUGGUAUAUACUCCACUCAGCAGGACUUCGGAAUUACUCUUCGCGGCGCUGGCGGCAGACUGCAAACCUUUGGACAGCCCACUACCAACAAUCCUAAUGGUUUAACUCAGAAGCAGGAGAUGCUAGCCAGAUCUGCUAUUAAGUACUGGGUGGAAAGACACAAGCACGUUGUGAGACUAGUGGCAUCCAUAGGGGACACUUAUGGUACUGCUCUACUGUUCCACAUGUUAAUUUCUACUAUUACGCUUACUCUACUGGCUUAUCAGGCUACCAAGAUUGACGGUGUUAAUGUGUACGCGUUUAGUACACUUGGGUACCUCAGCUAUACACUGGGACAAGUGUUUCACUUUUGUAUUUUCGGUAAUCGACUGAUUGAAGAGAGCUCAUCUGUGAUGGAAGCUGCAUACUCCUGUCAAUGGUAUGAUGGUUCUGAGGAAGCCAAGACCUUUGUUCAGAUCGUCUGUCAGCAAUGUCAGAAGGCAAUGAGCAUCUCGGGAGCUAAAUUCUUCACAGUAUCAUUGGAUCUUUUUGCUUCUGUGCUGGGUGCAGUCGUAACUUAUUUCAUGGUGUUGGUACAACUGAAGUAA